Prosopis cineraria is the source of this 825-nucleotide messenger RNA. RefSeq names its product cell wall / vacuolar inhibitor of fructosidase 2. The record is from RefSeq and is a predicted model, not a curated record. Gene Ontology annotation, biological process: negative regulation of catalytic activity. The transcript has a single exon. Gene Ontology annotation, molecular function: enzyme inhibitor activity. The coding region runs from base 137 to 682 and encodes 181 amino acids. NCBI's taxonomy places the organism in Eukaryota, Viridiplantae, Streptophyta, Magnoliopsida, Fabales, Fabaceae.
CGUACAACUCUGCCCUCUUGGCUCCAUCAUUGCCUCAAUUUUCCAUACAGUAAGUACCUUCUCUUCCAUCUCUUUCUUCUUCUUCUUCUUCUUCACUGCUUCCUCAACAUCUCCUUCAUCUCUCUCCCUCUCUCUGAUGAUGGCCUCUAAAUUGUUUCCUCUGCUCUUCCUCUUCCUCUCUCACCUCCUUCAACCUCAUUCAUUUGUGAAAGCAGACACCAAACUGAUCCGCAAAACCUGCAAGAACACAAAGUACUACGACCUCUGUUACUCUUCCCUGAAAUCUGACCCCACAAGUCCAAACGCAGACCCAAAGGGUCUAGCUGUGAUCAUGGUUGAGAUUGGAAUGGCCAACGCAACUGCAACUUCGUCAUACCUGUCGUCUAAGUUGGUAGGCCCUUCAAACGACACCAUCUUGAACAGAGUCCUCAAAGAAUGCUCAGACAAGUACAGUUAUGCUGUUGAUGCCCUUCGAGCUUCUGUGCAGGACCUGGCUAAUGAAGAGUAUGACUAUGCUUAUAUGCGUGUCACUGCAGCUUCAGAUUACCCCAAUGUUUGUCACAAUGCCUUUAAACGCUAUCCCAAUUUGGUCUAUCCUCCAGAAAUCUCUCGUAGAGAAAAGGGUUUGAAGCAUAUCUGUGAUGUGGCUCUGGGGAUUAUUGAUAAUCUGAAUUGGUAUUAGCUCAAUCAAUGUCUUCUCUUCUCUCACUGUAAUGCAGAACCAUUAUAUCUUCGUGUUUAAUCUUUCUGAAUCUUGUCUGUCUUCUGAUAUAAGGUGUAUUUAGCUAGCGUUUUCUCUCAAUGCAAAUUCAUGCCUUUUCUGAA